Penicillium samsonianum is the source of this 1815-nucleotide messenger RNA. RefSeq names its product FAD-binding oxidoreductase. Gene Ontology annotation, molecular function: oxidoreductase activity; FAD binding. The transcript has 2 exons. The coding region runs from base 1 to 1815 and encodes 604 amino acids. The record is from RefSeq and is a predicted model, not a curated record. Lineage: Eukaryota; Fungi; Ascomycota; Eurotiomycetes; Eurotiales; Aspergillaceae.
AUGUUUUUACCCAAAUCCCUUUCCUUGCUCUUAGCUCUCUCGGCCACCUCGUUUGCCAGCCCGGACUGCAAAAUCUCACCUGCUCAUUCGUCAUGGCCUUCUUAUGAUGAGUGGGGCGCACUAAAUCGUUCUAUUGAAGGAGUCCUGAUCAAAACUGCCCCGGUUGCCUCAUCUUGCUAUCUCGGCAACCCGUUUAAUUCGUCCGAGGAUUGUGCGGACCUGCACAAUAAAUGGUCAUAUGCAGCAUUUCAUGCCGCCUUGCCAGAGAGUAUUGACUUUCCAAUCUGGACGAACAACUCCUGCCUGCCAAAGGGUGUAGCUGGCUACCUAGAGGAAAAAGGCUGCAGCAUCGGUGGCCUGCCACAAUAUGUUGUGAACGCUACGACAGAGAAGCAUAUCGCCACGGCGAUGAAAUGGGCCUCCCAAAGGAACAUCCGGAUCGUCGUGAAAGGAACAGGACAUGAUCUCAAUGGCCGGUCAACCGGGGCAUUCGCAAUUUCUAUCUGGACGCACAAUUUCAAACACAUCAAAAGAAACAGGGCCUGGCUAUUACCGGAUCGUAAUGAAACAGCAGAUGUUUUAGUGUGCGGCAGCGGAAAUAACUGGGGCUCUGUCUACACCGCAGCCCACCGUCUUAACAGAAGUGUCGUCGGUGGUGAAGAUGCUACUGUAGGACUCGGGGGCUUGAUCCAAAACGGCGGCCAUGGAUACUUAUCUAGCCACUACGGACUUGCAUCGGAUCAAGUAUAUCAAGUCACCGUGGUCACUACCGAUGGCCGACUUCUCGUUGCGAACAGUGUGCAGAAUGAAGACCUCUUUUGGGCUGUUCGUGGUGGCGGUGGAGGUCAAUAUGGAGUGGUGACGGAAUUUAUUUUGAGGACACACCCCGUCCCACGAAAUGUUGUUAAAGGGAGCCUUUCCUUCUAUGCAGCUAGCAAGUCUAACAUAAGUGAAAACGCCUCUUGGAACGCCUUAUCUGAUGUUGUUUCUCUCAUUCCGGAACUUAUGGAUGAUGGAUUUCUUGGCAACUUUACCGCAUACACCAAAACAAGUACAAUGGCCCUAGGCCUUCGUGAGGCACCACUUGGCGUCGCAGCAGUGAUCGGGCUCAUUGGUUUCAAUAUAACAACUGAACACAUGGACACCAUUGUUAACAAGCUAGCAAGCCGGGUCAACGACAUUGGCUCCGGUAGCUACCUAAACAUUUCGAUUGAACUAGCGUCUACCCAGAGUUACUGGUCCUUUGUCAACCCAGAUCCUUUGCUUAGCAACACCGCCGGUGCUGUCAGCUUGAUGACCAGUCGCCUAAUGGGCCGGAGGGAGCUAUCAGACAUUGCUCAGAACAAAUUGACUGCAUACUUACAGCAGGCCCUAGCUUCCGAAGACCCGGAAGCCGGAACAAUGUUGUUGUUCGGGUUACAAGGAGGUCGUGGGCCUGCUAGUGUCCCAGAGCACAUGCGCGGUAGCGUUCUUCCUGCUUGGCGCAGCGCAUAUGCUCAUGUUUUCACGUUGGGCGCAUCGAUCAACGCAACAGGGGACGCAAGCGAGUCCUUGAAAGCUGCUGCGGAUUACUAUGAAGCCGUCAAGGAACCUAUCUGGAGAAAAUGGGCACCCAACACCGGGUCCUAUAUGAACGAGGGCAAUCCGUUCAGUGGCACCUGGAAGAAAGAUUUCUAUGGCGAAAACUACGACAAGCUUCUUUCGGUCAAGCGCAAGUAUGAUCCUUCUGAGAGCUUGUUUGUCUGGAGUGGUGUCGGCAGUGACCUCUGGAACAAUGACCUCAGGACUGGUCUGCUAUGCCGAAAGGCAUCAUGA